This is a messenger RNA of Bombus pascuorum, 2198 nucleotides long. RefSeq names its product UPF0430 protein CG31712 (gene Arglu1). The transcript has 6 exons. Lineage: Eukaryota; Metazoa; Arthropoda; Insecta; Hymenoptera; Apidae. Gene Ontology annotation, molecular function: cadherin binding. The record is from RefSeq and is a predicted model, not a curated record. The coding region runs from base 272 to 1081 and encodes 269 amino acids. Gene Ontology annotation, cellular component: nucleoplasm; mitochondrion.
UUUACGUCUGAAAUUUCGUCUUGAGCUCCUCGAAAAGAAGGCGCAUCUAUUUCGAUAUUAUACUCCAUCUUGAAAACUAAGUUAAUCGUGGCGACCAGAGCUUCGGUAUAAGUGAGUCGUGCGGUGUACAUGCUAGCAGUGAUUGAUUUGUUAUUCUGUUGCGGUAUUCGCGUAGUGUUCGGUUAUUUUCAUGUCUAGCUACAUUCUUAGUGAUUAGUAUAUUUAUAGUUUUUUAAAUAAUUAUUCGGAAAAGACAGUAAAACUUAUUGAAAUGGGCCGCUCUAGAUCCAGGACAAAAUCUCCUAGUAGACGGCGUCAUAAAAGUAAGCAUUCGAGAAAACGCUCAAAAUCACGUGAGAAGCACUCGAACAACAAGUACGCCGACAAGCCGAAAGAACGUAGUUCUAAAUCAAGGAAACGAUCCCAUUCUGCAUCCUCUAGUUCAGGCUCAGAUGCUUCAGAAGAUGUACACAUUGUCAGUCAUAAGAAACGUUCAUACAGAGACAGGGAUCGCAAAAUGGAUGAGGUAGAGAGGCUGGCAGAAAUGGAACGUCAAAGGAAAAAGAAAGAAUUAUCGAACAAAAUCUUCACCGCAAGUGCAGUUGGAAGGCAGCGUGAAGUUGAACAAAAAAUGGUUGAAGAAGAAGCUGCAAAGCGAAUAGAAGAACUAGUGCAGAAGAGGGUGGAGGAAGAGCUAGAAAAGCGUAAGGAGGAAAUAGAAGCUGAAGUACAAAGGAGAGUAGAAGAAGCUAAAAGGGCUAUGGAACGUCAAAUGAUGGAGGAAAUGGAAUGGAGACAAGCAAAGCUUCGUGAGGAGGAAAAACGAAGAGAGGAGGAAGAGCGGAAGAAGCGUGAGGAACUAGAGAGGAUCAUGGAGGAGAACAACAGAAAAAUAGAAGAAGCACAGAAGAAACUGGCUGAGGAAAGAUUGGCUAUGGUCGAACAGCAACGUUUAAUGGAAGAAGAAAGACAAAGAAUGAGGAAAGAACAUGAAAAGCGUGUUAAAGAGGAACAGAAGAAAAUCCUCGGGAAGAACAACUCGAGGCCUAAAUUGUCCUUUACGCUAAAGCCAGUUACGUGAGUCUGUCUCAUUUCGUGCAGUUUUACAUGUGAUAUUUAUACAUCUUGUCGAUUAUGGAAUUAUUCAUGUUCCGUAAGAACAUUCGUCAUAAGCUGCGCAUACAUAUGUACAUAUAUAUAAUGCAGCAACAAGAUCCAAAGUUCGCUCCGAAUGUAUUUGCGAAAAUUAUCGAAAUCAAGCGACGUUGAAUUUUUUUAUUUAAUUAUGAUGAUAAUACGUACAUCAGAAUUGAAUAAUUAAUUCUAUACUUGCCAGAUUUCGAAGCCCGAUGCAGGUGGGAUUUUACCUGUUUGAGAUUACACCGAUGUCAAUACAGACGAAGGAUUUCUUUUUAUGGCGGGGAUAUAAUAGAGGCAGAAUUUGUAUUCAUCCACGUAUUUGUCGUAAAUUUUUCUACACUAUAACGGUAUACAUUCUGUACAGAUAUGCUCGGUCUGUUUGACGAAGGUGUAGUCUAGCCUAGUUAGGUGUGUUCUACAAAUUGCAAAUGCAGUUCAUAUAUAGUUGUUUCUUCGUAAUUGUACUCUACAAAGAAUAAUUUUAUUUCAGUUAAAUAUAUUAAAGAAACGAGAAUCGUAUUUAUAACGUUCGCGUUUUUAAACUCGAUAACAAUUGAAAAUUUUCAGAUGGUCACAUUAUGAGUACGACCAAAUAGAUUUUGUAACUAAAUGCAAGUGCAUAAAAGAAUUUUCUACGUAAAUAGAUAACUAUUGUGCAUUUGUAACACAUAAUACACAAAGCUAUUUCGGGGAAAUAACAGAAAAGAUAGUUUCUCUGGUAUAUUAAAUCGAGAAUCGUAAUUAAGUAUGCAUACGUUUAGAACAUAAUAUAGAAUUAGUUUUGUCAACGAAAAAUAAAGAAAAACUGACAUAAACACGUUCUUUCUAAUCAAAAUUAAAAUAAGGAACAAGAAAAGACAAAUGCAAUGUUGAAUGGAUCAUUUUGUACGUAUAAAAACAUAUGAAUGCAACAGUGUAUAUCUUGGACUUGGACCAGUAUAUCUUGUGCGCAUUUGUGUAUAGACAUGUAUUGAUAUAACGAAAAAAGAUCUGUUCAUAUAGGAUUGUAUACCUAAAAACAUUGUUACUUGUAAAAUAAAAGUUUUUAUUAAAUCUUA